GCGGACUGUGCUGUCUCCAUGGUCGAUGAGAGGAAAGGCUAAUGCAAGGGAGAAUAACCUCAAGGACUGAGCACCAAACCAAGGGGAAAGGUUUAGAAUAGCCCGCUUCUGCAAAUAUGGAUGAUCUAAAGCACCAAGUUAUGAUAAAUCAGUUCGUCCUGACUGCUGGAUGCGCGGCAGACCAAGCGAAACAGCUUCUACAAGCGGCACAUUGGCAGUUCGAGACUGCAUUAAGUGCCUUUUUUCAAGAAACCAAUAUUCCAUACAGUCACCAUCAUCAAAUGAUGCACACUCCAGCCAACACACCAGCAACACCUCCCAACUUCCCAGACGCACUGGCCAUGUUCUCCCGCCUCAAGGCCUCAGAGAGCUUCAAUGCCAGCAGUCCCAUAGCCUCCAUGGCGACCUCUCCUCCUCAGGUCAACUGGGCCAUGGGCCCCUCUGCCCCAGGUCAGACCCAGCAGGGCCUGUGGACUUCUGGGCAGAUCCCCUCUCAGGUGCCUCCCCCUGGGUGGCCCCAAGCCGUCACUCAGCAGGCCUCCAGUGAACAGGCCAGCGUCGCCAUGGAGGCAGAGAGAUGAGAGCACUGCAGGGGCCUCGCGAUAACAAGAGGAACCAAUAUCGGGCAGUCCUCUUUGACAAAGUGAGAAAUGAAUUGGCUGCAAGGGAAAGCAGAAAACCAAGCGAUGUUGUGGACAUGCACUGAAGACAGAAAGGAGGAAUUAUGAGCAUAGAGCUGAUGAACAUUCACAUGACCCCACAUUGUAAAAUCUGCAGACAAUUUUAGUUAGGCAUAUGUUUCUUUUUUUUUUCAUUGAUCUGAAACCAGAGACAAAGAUGGACUUGUAUGACUAGUGCCGAAGAAGGAUCUUCUUGUUGUACACACCGAUGUGUAUGACAGUGUCAUCAUCUUUCCUUUGACUUUCGGAGUGAUGCCAAUGGACUGGAUGCCUUUGAUACUGGGGGAUGCACUGCAUAAAUAACAUCAUUCUUCUUUAUUUUUUAACCAGUGUAAGUGUGUGAAUAUCAUGUGUUCUAGUAUUCUAAUGUGCUUCGAAACCAACUUGGAUCUGCUUUUUCAAACAUUGGGUAAUGACUUUGACUGUCCCACUCACACAAUCAAGGAACACCAGCUAUCCAACAAUGUUUAAUAAGCAACUUUACAAACUGCUCCUCUUUAUAAACAGUGUGUCUGUCUGCAUUGAAUGCUAAAGGAUGUUAUACUGCAAUCAUGGUUCAGUGUUUUUUGUAUGAUAUUGUUUCCAGCCACUAGUGUUCAGAGGAAAAGUGAGAUAAAGGUUUCUGUCAGAGCGAGACUUCUUGCUUGAUAUUCCAGCUGUGCACCAUCUCUAAGUAGCAGACAGAUAGCUGUUGAUGCAGUGUUGUCGUUGCUUAAGAUGGAAAUCAGCAUAUUAGGGGAAAAUAAUAAAGAGGGAAAAUAUAUUUAAAAAAAUAUAGAUUU
Messenger RNA from Salmo salar (Atlantic salmon), 1462 nucleotides. It is a transcript of the gene f100a, whose product is annotated as FAM100A. Gene Ontology annotation, molecular function: protein binding. The record is from RefSeq and is marked provisional. Lineage: Eukaryota; Metazoa; Chordata; Actinopteri; Salmoniformes; Salmonidae.